UUUUACUUUGUGGGGAUGUUUCGUGUCACCAACAUUGAAUUUCUUCCUGAAUACCUGCAGAAGGAGUCCAGGGAAUUUCUGUCAGUGGCACAGACUGUGCAGCAAGUGUUAAACCUGGUUUAUACAACAUCUGCCUUUUCCAAAUUCUACAAGCAGUCUGUCGUUGCAGAGGUCAGCAGUAACAACAAAGGUGGGCUCCUUGUGCACUUUUGGCUUGUGUUUGUCAUGCCAAAUGCCAAGGGCCAUGUCUUCUGUGAGGACUGCGUGGCUGCCAUCCUGAAGGACUCCAUCCAGACGAGCAUCAUAAACCGGACCUCAGUGGGGAGCCUGCAGGGUCUGGCUGUGGACAUGGACUCUGUGGUACUAAAUGCUGGGCUUCGGUCAGAUUACUCUUCAACCAUAGGAUCUGACAGAGGCUGCUCUCAGUACCUCUACGCAGAUCGUCUGUCUCUCCGCUACCCUCUGGAGAUUUCUGCAACCUCAGGGAGGCUGAUGUGCCACUUCAAGCUGAUGGCUACAGUGGGCCAUCUGCUUCGUCUCUCCAUAGAGUCCGUCCAGAUUGAGGCCGACAACUGCGUCAGCGACUCCCUGACCAUUUACGACUCCCUCUUGCCCGCCCGGAGCACAGUCUUGUACAGAAUUUGUGAACCCACAAGAACAUUAAUGUCAUUUGUUUCCACAAAUAAUCUGAUGUUGGUGACAUUAAAGUCUCCUCAGAUACGGAGGCUGUCAGGAAUCCGGGCAUAUUUCGAGGUCAUUCCAGAACAAAAAUGUGAAAACACAGUGUUGGUCAAAGAAAUCACUGGCUUUGAAGGGAAAAUUUCGAGUCCGUAUUACCCCAGCUACUAUCCUCCGAAAUGCAAGUGUACCUGGAAAUUUCAGACUCCCCUAUCAACUCUCGGCGUAGCACUGAAAUUCCAUAACUAUACAAUAGCCAAGAAGAGUGUGAAAGGCUGUGACCACGGAUGGUGGGAAAUUAAUGAGCACAUCAGCCCCCUCGUUCACGUGCAGCUUCAGUGCAGUUCAAGGCUCUCGGACAAGCCCCUCUUGGUGGAAUACGGCAGUUACAACAUCAGUCAGCCCUGUCCUGUUGGAUCUUUUAGAUGCUCCUCCGGUUUGUGUGUCCCUCAAGCCCAGCACUGUGAUGGCGUAAAUGACUGCUUUGACGAGAGCGAUGAACUUUUCUGUGUGACCCUUAAACCUGCCUGCAACGCCAGCUCCUUCAGGCAGCACAGCCCUCUGGUCUGCGACGGCUUCAGGGACUGUGAGGAUGGCCAGGAUGAGCAGAACUGCACUCAGAGUAUUCUAUGCAGCAACAGAACUUUUAGGUGUGGCAAUGAUAUUUGCUUUAGGAAACAAAAUGCAAAAUGUGAUGGGACUGUGGACUGCCCAGAUGGAAGCGACGAGGAAGGCUGCAGUGAGUAGAAACACGUUCCCCCUGAUUCCUUGUACUUUCCUCCACAGUUGAUUUGUUUUGCAUUUGCAUUCCCUUCUUGGUAUAAUCCCCUUGGCAGAAGUUGCCACAGGCCAGGGAGGAAUAGUAAAUAUUAAUUAACUGAAUCUGAAAUGGUUUCUCAGAAUUAAAAAUCCUAGAGUGGAUUCUAUCUUCUUUUUUGACAAGCAUUAAUGCACUGGAUGUUUAUAAUGAAAACUUUUCACUGUCUAAUAACUCUAAUCAGAUAAGUUCUUUAAAAAAAAACCUAUGAAAAAAGAAAUAAGUACUGGAAUGCCGUUAAUGAUUAUGUUAAUUAUGCUGUAUGUUAAGAUCUGUAGGUUGUCUUUUCAUUUUGUUGAUGGUAUCCUUAGCUGUGCAAAAGCUUUUAAGUUUAAUAAGGUCUCAUUUGUUUAUUUUUGCUUUUAUUUCCAUUACUCUAGGAGCU
Molecule: messenger RNA, 1880 nt
Organism: Vicugna pacos (alpaca)
Lineage: Eukaryota; Metazoa; Chordata; Mammalia; Artiodactyla; Camelidae
Source: RefSeq, a predicted model, not a curated record